Molecule: messenger RNA, 2707 nt
Organism: Cannabis sativa
Lineage: Eukaryota; Viridiplantae; Streptophyta; Magnoliopsida; Rosales; Cannabaceae
Product: G-type lectin S-receptor-like serine/threonine-protein kinase At4g27290
Exons: 8
Coding region: 73-2565 (830 amino acids)
Biological process (GO): recognition of pollen; protein phosphorylation
Molecular function (GO): protein serine/threonine kinase activity; ATP binding
Source: RefSeq, a predicted model, not a curated record
GAAUACUGGUGUCAUAUAUUUGAAGAAGUUAAAGCAAAACAAGUAGUGCAAACCAACAAAGUAAAGCAGUUUAUGGCGAUUUUCACUUUUAGGCUAAUCACUGUUAUUUUGGUUUCAUACACAGUUUCUUCUGCAAUAAUCGAGAGUAUUAAUGAUGGGGUUGAGUCUUUGUACGAUGGUGGUUCCCCAUUGGUUUCAAAAGGAGCAAGCUUUGAGCUGGGUUUCUUCAGUCCAGGCAGCUCUAAUAAUAAAAAUCGUUACUUGGGAAUUUGGUACAAGAACAUCCCUGUACGGACAGUAGUUUGGGUAGCUAAUCGUUGCUCCCCAAUUAAGGACUCUUCUGGUAUGUUGAAGAUAAACAAGAGUAAUGGAAAUCUGAUGCUUUUGGGUGUGAACAAAAGCGUGGUUUGGUCUACUAGUUUGUUGAAACAAACCCAACAGACUAAGCUUCAUCUCCUAGAUAAUGGAGAUCUUGUACUGAGAGAUGAAAUCUCAAAUACCAUUUUGUGGAGAAGCUUUGAUUACCCUUCUGAUACAUUGUUACCAGAAAUGAAACUGGGGUGGGAUUUGAGGACUGUUCUCAACAGACGUCUUUCGGCUUGGAAAAAUUUUGAAGACCCUUGUCCUGGAGAUUUCACCUAUGGGAUUGAGCUGAAUCAAAAGCUUCAUAAUUUCCCUGAAUUUUGUAUGCGAAAGGGUUUUGCCAAAUUUUAUCGUUCUGGACCUUGGAAUGGUAUUGGUACAAGUGGAGCUCCAGAGUUAAAGCUUAAUAGUCUUUUUUAUUAUAACUUUGUUCUUACUGAUGAUGAAGUUUAUUAUGUGUAUGGAAUGAAAAAUAAGUCAGCAAUUUCAAGAAUUGUUAUAAAUCAAACCACACUGGUUAGAGAGCGUCUUAUAUGGAUUGAAGAAAAACAAACUUGGAAACGUUACUUAUCAGUGCCUAGAGAUGAUUGUGAUAACUAUGGUGUUUGUGGGGUCAAUGGUAAUUGUGUUAUAGGAGAUAAUCCAAUAUGUCACUGUUUAAAAGGGUUCAAGCCUAAGUUUCAAGAGAAGUGGAAUGAGAUGGAUUGGUCUGAUGGGUGCAUGAGAAAUGUGCCAUUGAAUUGCAAAGACAGAAAUAGAGAUGGGUUUUUGAAAAUUUCAGGGGUGAAACUGCCAGAUACUUCAGAUUCUUGGUGGAACAAACAGAUGAAUCUCAAGGAUUGUAAGGGUAGAUGUCUAAAUAACUGUUCUUGUAUGGCUUAUAGUAAUUCUUAUAUUAGAGGAGAGGGAAGUGGCUGUGUUAUUUGGUUUGGUGAUUUGAUAGAUAUAAGGCAAUUUUUCAAUGGAGGCUUGAAGCGGGGGAUGUUACAAUUUUCUUCUGGUGGACAAGGACAAGAUUUACAUAUCCGAAUGCCUCAUUCAGAGCUAAGUAAAUCAAAACGUAAGGUGGGAGCAAUAUGGAUAGUUGUAGCUGCCAUUGGAGUUGUGUUUUUACUUGGUUAUUGCAUUUACAAGAGGAGAGCUCUAAAAGAUGGAAGCGAAACAACAAACCAGAAUGGCGAAGAGGACGACGACCUGGAUCUUCCGUUGUUCAACCUCUCUACAGUUAGUACAGCAACAGAUAAUUUUUCAGAAAACAAUAAGCUUGGAGAAGGUGGUUUCGGACCUGUAUAUAGAGGCAUUUUGGAAGAUAGACAAGAAAUUGCUGUGAAGAGACUUUCAAUGAGUUCAGGACAAGGAGUGAAUGAGUUCAAAAAUGAAGUAAAGCUAAUUGUGAAGCUGCAACAUCGCAAUCUUGUAAAGCUUCUUGGUUGUUGCAUUCAAGGAGAAGAAAAGUUAUUGGUUUAUGAAUACAUGCCCAACAAAAGCCUUGAUUUCUUCAUUUUUGAUCAAGUGCAAGGACAACUGCUUGAUUGGACGAAACGCUUCCAAAUUGUAUGUGGAAUUUCUCGAGGGCUCUUGUAUCUUCAUCACGAUUCAAGAUUGAGAAUAAUACAUAGAGAUCUUAAAGCUAGCAAUGUCUUACUUGACAAUGAGAUGAAUCCAAAGAUUUCAGACUUUGGGUUGGCUAGAAUUGUUGGAGGAGAUCAAAUAGAACAUAAAACAAACAGAGUUAUUGGAACCUAUGGUUAUAUGGCACCAGAAUAUGCGUUUGAUGGGUUGUUCUCAAUUAAAUCAGAUGUCUUCAGCUUUGGUAUAUUGGUCUUGGAGAUUGUUAGUGGAAGAAAAAGUAGAGGCUUUCACUGUGAAAAGAAUGGCCUUACCCUCAUUGGACAUGCAUGGACAUUGAUGAAGGAAGAAAGGGCAUAUGAUUUGGUGGAUGAGUGGUUAUUAGAUGAAAAUCUUGAUCAAGUGUUACGAUGCAUACAUAUUAGUCUCCUUUGUGUACAACAUAAUCCUGCUGAUAGACCCACCAUGUCAUCUGUGGUUUUGAUGUUUGGUAGUCAAAAUGAGUUGCCUCAACCUAAAGCACCAGGCUAUUUCAUGGAGCCAGAUUAUGCAAAAGGAGAUAAUUCAUCUUCUAAUAAUCAUGAGUUGCUUUCCACAAAUGAGAUGAGCAUAUCACUCAUAGAAGCUCGAUAAUCAUGUAUGUAUGUAUGUAUUAUUAGGGAACCUUUGUCCAAAGUCUGUUACUUUCAGUUACAAGUCUGUUGUAAUCAGGGACGGACCCAUUAAGAUUUAUGGCCUCCACUAACAAAAAUAUUGUAUUUUAAAAAAAUUAAAU